Molecule: messenger RNA, 414 nt
Organism: Adineta ricciae
Lineage: Eukaryota; Metazoa; Rotifera; Eurotatoria; Adinetida; Adinetidae
Source: the annotation of a GenBank genome assembly
AUGUUUCGAGCCGGUACAAUUCGACAAAUGAGUGACAAGAAUAAACUUUAUCAUGAGUUACAACUUCAGUUGACUGCUGAUGACGAUCCACAACUGCAUGUGUUAACGGAUCGUAUUGAAAGCGAAGUUCAAGGACAGUUGGAUAAAGCCGAAGAAUUGUACGCCCUGUUAUUGGAACAAACAUCGGAAAAGAAUGACAGAGCACACUAUCAUCAUCAACUUUACUACCUAAAAAAUAAUCAAGGUGAUUACAAAAUGGCUAUAGAAUACUAUGAAAAAGCAUUUUGGGAUCAAAGAAAAAACUCUUCCUUCGAAUCAUCCUUCGCUGGCAACUUCGUACAGCAACAUCGGUACGGUCUACUACAGCACCAAGGACUAUCCGAAAGCGCUUACUUAUUUCGAACGUGCUCUUGA